This is a messenger RNA of Lathyrus sativus (Indian pea), 966 nucleotides long. Lineage: Eukaryota; Viridiplantae; Streptophyta; Magnoliopsida; Fabales; Fabaceae. The record is from the annotation of a GenBank genome assembly.
AUGGAAAGACACAAAUGCAAGCUAUGUUCAAGGACGUUUAGCAAUGGAAGAGCACUUGGUGGACACAUGAAGGCUCAUCUUGCCAUAGCUAAGUCUCAGAAACAACAAACUGUUUUGUUCUCGAGCUCUUCGUCGGAAUCGGAACAAGAAGAAGAGCACGAAGAAGAAAGGACUUUGGUUAGUUAUGGUUUGAGAGAGAAUCCAAAGAAGAGUCUGAAAACUGCAGAUCCUGGAUUUUCUUUCAAGCCUGAUCAAACUGAGUCUGUUAUUGUUCAAGAUAGAGAAAGUGAGACUGAGUCAAAGAACAAUCCGAUUCGUCAACAACGAUCCAAACGAAUCAGAAAACACAGCAGCAACAUCAGCAACAACAACAACAACGAGAAUUUUGAAUUGAAGAAACCGAAGAUGAGUUUCACUCUGAGAACAACUCUGUCAGCAUUCAAUGAUACUGAACCUGUUGAACCUGUUGAGCCUGUGAGUUCAGUUUCUGAUACUUCUCCUGAAGAAGACGUAGCUAUGUGUCUCAUGAUGCUGUCAAGAGACAAAUGGAGCAGGAAGAACAACGUCAACAAUGUGGUGGAAGAACAAGAAGAAGAGGGAUCCGUGGAGAAAAUACCGAAAGCAAAUUUGCUGAAACGAGUUCGUGGGAAGCAUUUAUGUGAAAAUUGUAGGAAAAUGUUUCGGUCUUCACGAGCAUUGGGAAGUCAUAGAAGUGUUUGUUGUCGCGACGGAAUAACAAAUGAUAACAGUAACUAUGACAAGAUUUUCGAAUGUCCGUUUUGCUUUAAGGUGUUUGGUUCCGGUCAAGCACUCGGUGGUCACAAGAGAUCUCAUUUGAUUCCUUCAUCAUCUAAUUCCGCAGUUAAUGUUAAUCUUCCGGCUAGAUUCAAAGAGAGUUUCAUAGAUCUCAAUUUGCCAGCUCCGCUCGAAGAAGACGACGAUCUUAGCGUUGUUUCAGAAGCCUAA